Molecule: messenger RNA, 3417 nt
Organism: Lampris incognitus (smalleye Pacific opah)
Lineage: Eukaryota; Metazoa; Chordata; Actinopteri; Lampriformes; Lampridae
Gene: slc12a5b
Product: solute carrier family 12 member 5b
Exons: 26
Coding region: 1-3417 (1138 amino acids)
Biological process (GO): chemical synaptic transmission; chloride ion homeostasis; cell volume homeostasis
Cellular component (GO): membrane
Molecular function (GO): potassium:chloride symporter activity
Source: RefSeq, a predicted model, not a curated record
AUGUCGACAUUCGACUCCCAUGACACUCCUCAGAGUCGCCGGCUGGACCAUCUUGUCCUUGUCCACCAGCCCUGUGAUGGGAACCCUAAAGAGAGCAGUCCUUUCAUCAACAGCAGUGCAGGUGAUGUGGAGAAGAGCCAGCAGUAUGACGGCAAGAACAUGGCUCUUUUUGAGGAGGAGAUGGACACCAGCCCAAUGGUCUCCUCUCUGCUCAGCAGUCUGGCCAACUACUCCAACCUGCCCACAGGCAGCAAAGAGCAUGAAGAAGCUGAGAAUAAUGAAGAGGGGGCACGUCCGUCCAAAAAGCCCAUCAAGGCACCACAGCUUGGGACCCUCAUGGGUGUCUACCUGCCCUGUAUCCAGAAUAUUUUUGGGGUGAUCCUCUUCCUGCGGAUGACCUGGAUGGUGGGCAUUGGAGGGGUCUUCGGCUCUUUUAUUAUCGUCUUUAUGUGUUGCUCCACGACCAUGCUGACAGCCAUCUCUAUGAGUGCCAUUGCAACAAAUGGAGUUGUGCCAGCUGGAGGUUCAUAUUACAUGAUCUCCCGUUCCCUGGGCCCUGAGUUUGGUGGCGCCGUUGGGAUCUGUUUCUAUCUGGGGACCACUUUUGCGGGUGCCAUGUACAUUCUUGGCUGCAUUGAAAUUCUACUGAUCUACAUUGUCCCCCAGGCAGCCAUCUUCAAGAUUGAAGGUCUGGAAGGGCCCGAGGCAGAGGCAGCUCUGCUCAACAACAUGCGGGUGUACGGCACCAUUGUGCUGAGCUUAAUGGCACUGGUUGUGUUUGUGGGGGUGAAAUAUGUCAAUAAGCUGGCUCUCGCAUUCUUGGCCUGUGUCAUCCUCUCCAUCCUGGCUGUUUAUGCCGGGGUCAUCAAGACCGCCCUCGACCCCCCUGUCUUCCCGGUCUGCCUCCUGGGAAAUCGAACCCUUAUGUCUAAAGGGUAUGACUUGUGUGCCAAGGUGAUCGAAAAGGACAACGACACAGUCACCACUAAGCUGUGGAGGAAUUUCUGUGAUUCUGAGUUCCUGAAUGCCACUUGCGAUGAAUACUUCACCAACAACAAUGUCACAGAUAUACAGGGCAUCCCAGGGGUCACCAGCGGCAUCCUGGCAGAGAACCUGUUUGGUUACUAUCUCGACAAAGGAAUGAUCUUGGAGAAGCGAGGAAUUCCAUCCGUAGUCGAUCCGGACAGUCCAAUCACCAGCUCCAACCGCUACGUCUUGGCUGAUAUCACCAGCUUCUUUACACUGCUGGUUGGGAUCUACUUCCCCUCUGUCACUGGUAUUAUGGCAGGCUCCAACCGAUCUGGGGACCUGCGUGAUGCCCAGAAGUCCAUCCCCAUCGGCACCAUUGCUGCCAUCACGACCACAUCUACUGUGUACAUGUCGUGUGUGGUGCUGUUUGGGGCCUGUAUAGAAGGGGUGGUACUAAGAGACAAGUUUGGUGAAGGGGUGAAUGGGAACUUAGUCAUUGGUACGCUGGCAUGGCCAUCUCCAUGGGUCAUUGUGUUUGGCUCCUUCUUCUCCACCUGCGGGGCCGGCCUUCAGAGUUUGACUGGAGCACCACGUCUCCUGCAGGCCAUUUCUCGAGACGGCAUCAUCCCUUUCCUAAGGGUGUUUGGACAUGGUAAAGCCAAUGGAGAGCCCACCUGGGCCCUCCUUCUCACAGCUAGCAUCUGUGAGAUUGGCAUCAUCAUCGCCUCCCUGGAUGCUGUGGCACCCAUCCUGUCCAUGUUCUUCUUGAUGUGCUACAUGUUUGUCAACCUCGCCUGUGCACUGCAGACAUUGCUAAGAACACCAAACUGGAGGCCCCGCUUCAAAUUCUACCACUGGGCUCUCUCCUUCCUGGGCAUGAGCCUUUGUCUGUCGCUCAUGUUCAUCUGCUCUUGGUACUACGCCAUUGUUGCCAUGGGGAUUGCAUCCUGCAUCUACAAAUACAUUGAGUUCUGUGGAGCUGAAAAGGAGUGGGGCGACGGGAUACGCGGCAUCUCUCUCAGUGCCGCUCGCUUUGCCCUCAUGAGGCUGGAGGAGGGACCACCGCACACCAAGAACUGGAGGCCUCAGAUCCUAGUCCUGGUGAGCGUAGACGCCGAGCAGAACGUCGAGCAGCCUCGUCUGUUGUCCCUCACCAACCAACUAAAGGCAGGAAAAGGCCUGACCAUUGUUGGCACCGCAGUGGAGGGAACCUUCCUCAACAGCUAUGGCGAGGCCCAGCGGGCAGACCAGUCUUUGCGUAAGCUGAUGGAGACAGAGAAGGUGAAGGGCUUCUCCCAGGUGGUCAUCUCCUCCAAUCUGAGAGAUGGCACAUCCCACCUCAUCCAGGUGGGAGGACUGGGUGGCCUCAAACACAACACUGUACUGAUCAGCUGGCCCCGCAACUGGAAACGGGCCGAGGACCAUCAGCGCUGUAGGAAUUUUAUUGAGGUGGUAAGAGAGACGACUGUGGCCAGCCUGGCCUUGCUGGUUCCUAAGAACAUUGCAAGCUACCCAUCCAAUGGAGAGCGCUUCACUGAAGGCCACAUAGACGUUUGGUGGAUCGUCCAUGAUGGAGGCAUGCUGAUGCUCCUGCCCUUCCUGCUGCGCCAGCACAAGGUGUGGAGGAAAUGCAAGAUGCGCAUUUUCACUGUGGCACAGAUGGACGACAACAGCAUCCAGAUGAAGAAAGACCUGAUCACCUUCCUCUAUCACUUGCGCAUUGACGCCGAGGUGGAGGUAGUGGAGAUGCUCGACGGUGACGUCUCGGCCUACACCUAUGAAAAGACUUUGGUGAUGGAGCAACGCUCGCAGAUCCUCAAACAAAUGCAUCUGACCAAGAAUGAGAUGGAGAGAGAGAUCCAGAGUAUUACAGAUUUCUCCCGGGGCUCCAUCCGCCGUAAAAACCCGCCCACCCUGCGCUCUCAGCAGAGCACUGAGGAGGGAGCAAGUGUGGCGGAGAAACCAGAAGAAGAGGCUGUUGCUGUCUCCCACCCAAAACAGGUCCAGCUGAUUCAUAGUAAGAAUGCUGCCCCCACCCCCACCAGCCCCACGUCACCCACUGCCCCUGCAGGGGACACCUCCAGCCUUGACGUCGAGGUGCAGAGGACCUGGACAGACAACAAAGGCACAGAUAAGGGGAAGAAUCAGGCGGCGGCAACAGCGACGGCACACACAGAGGCGGGCAAAGACAUCUUCAACAUGAAGCCAGAAUGGGAAAAUUUGAACCAGUCCAAUUUGAGGCGCAUGCACACAGCGCUACGACUGAAUGAGGUCAUUGUGAAGAAGUCCAAGGAGGCAAAACUGGUUCUACUCAACAUGCCUGGACCACCGAAGAACCGCAUGGGCGAUGAGAACUAUAUGGAGUUCCUUGAGGUCCUCACUGAAGGACUGAAUCGAGUCCUACUGGUGCGCGGAGGAGGACGUGAGGUCAUCACCAUCUACUCCUGA